Molecule: messenger RNA, 5689 nt
Organism: Myripristis murdjan (pinecone soldierfish)
Lineage: Eukaryota; Metazoa; Chordata; Actinopteri; Holocentriformes; Holocentridae
Gene: lingo3b
Product: leucine rich repeat and Ig domain containing 3b
Exons: 4
Coding region: 611-2479 (622 amino acids)
Cellular component (GO): plasma membrane
Molecular function (GO): protein binding
Source: RefSeq, a predicted model, not a curated record
GGCAACAGCCACAGCAACAGAGCCAGUAUACUCCCCCCUACCCCUCCUCCUUCUCCUCUCUCUCUCUCAUAAUCCCAGAUCCACACCAAGGGAGAUGGAGGGCACCCGGCCCCGCUGAGGAGCACAGUCUCAGGGAAGGAAAAUCUCACAUGAGCCCCUCCUUUGCCUGGAUCAUUUUUGGACAAUAACCAACGGGGGAGUGAAAGGAGGUGUGUGCUCGCAAGCCAGCCAGCCCGCUGGAGGGAGGAAGGGAGGGAGAGAAAGAGAGAGAGAGGUAGGGAGAGGGAAGGGGGGAUGAGUGGCAGGUUUGGUACAGCUGCUGAUGCCAGGGUCUGAGAGUGAAGGAGGGAGCCAGAGAGAGAGAGAGAGAUUGAGGGAGAGCGAGGGAACGGAGGACCUGAGGAUUGGUGGAGUGGAAGGCUGGCACGUGUAGAGCAGCUUCGGCAACUUAUGGGCCGAGAGACGAGGAGAGGAGGACACAGAGGCAAAAUACACACACUCAACGCACACGACUGGACAGAUGAGGAGGCAGCAGGGGCCAAGCUUCAGUCCUGGGUGUUUGGUGCACUGACCCUGCCUGUGAUAGGCUAGGAGUCAGAAGACCAGGGCCAUGAUUGGCUCUCCUGGCCCUGGUGGGCGUGCCUUAGUGCCAUGGCUGAGGGUGUGGCGAUGGGUCCUGGCUGUUUUCCUGGUCACCAUGAUAACCUUGAUGUUGCCAGAAAGUUCCCAGGCGUGUCCGCCACGGUGUGAGUGCUCGGCUCAGCUGCGGUCAGUGUCAUGCCAGCGGCGGCGCCUCACCAAUAUCCCAGAGGGCAUUCCCACGGAGACACGACUGCUGGACCUCAGCAGGAACCGGCUCCGUUGGGUGCAAGCAGGUGACCUGGCACCGUACCCGCGACUGGAGGAAGUGGACCUCAGUGAGAACCUCAUUGCCACAUUAGAGCCCAAUGCCUUUGCCAAUCUCCAGAGUCUUAAGGUGCUGAAGCUGCGAGGAAACCAGCUGAAGCUCGUGCCCAUGGGAGCCUUUGCUAAGCUUGGCAAUCUGACCAGCCUUGACCUAAGUGAGAACAAGAUGGUGAUUUUGCUGGACUACACCUUCCAAGACCUGAGAAGUCUGAAACAUCUGGAAGUGGGAGACAAUGAUCUGGUCUAUAUAUCCCACAAGGCUUUCUCUGGGCUUCUGGGGCUGGAAGACCUGACUAUAGAGCGCUGCAACCUGACAUCCAUCUCUGGCCAGACGCUCUCAUACCUCCGCAACCUGGUCACCUUACGCCUGUGCCACCUCAGCAUCACUGCCCUUGAGGACCAGAACUUCCGCAAGCUCUCCAACCUGCGGGGUCUGGAGAUCGAUAACUGGCCAUACCUGGAGUACAUCUCCCCUCUUAGUUUCCAGGGCCUGGACCUUCACUGGCUCUCAAUCACCAACACCAACAUCACCUCCGUUCCUUCUGCUUCCUUCAAGAACCUGGUACAUCUCACCCACCUCAACCUGUCCUACAAUCCCAUCAGCACACUAGAGCCCUGGGCCUUCAAGGACCUGCUGAGGUUGAAAGAGCUCAUCAUGGUAAGCACAGGGUUGGUGACAGUGGAGCCCCAUGCCCUUGGAGGUCUUCGACAGAUCCGGGUCCUCAACUUCUCCUCCAACGACCUGCAAACAUUGGAAGAGGGCUCCUUCCACUCUGUCAAUAGCCUGGAGACCCUCAGAGUGGACGGGAACCCCCUGUUGUGUGACUGCCGUCUGUUGUGGAUCCUGCAAAGGCGCAAGACCCUCAACUUUGACGGCAGAGUGCCGGUGUGUGCUGGGCCGGUGGAGGUACAGGGGCACAGCCUCAGUACCUUCACCGAUUCGGCACUCUUCGACCACUUUACCUGCCAGAAACCUAAGAUACGCAACCGUAAACUACAGCAGGUGAUUGCUCGUGAGGGCCAACCAGUGAGUUUCCUUUGUCGAGCGGAGGGAGAACCUGCACCUGCUAUCGUCUGGAUCUCCCCACAGCGCCGGCGGAUCACAUCUAAGAGUGCAGGCCGCAUCACUGUCCUCCCUAGUGGCACCCUGGAGAUCCGCUAUGCCCAGCUUACUGACAGCGGAACAUAUAUCUGCAUUGCGAGUAACGCUGGGGGCAAUGACACCUACUUUGCCACACUGACAGUCCGUGGCCAGCCUCUGGACGCCGCCUCAGCCUUUUUUCUCAACCGCUCACUGUACAACAGCGAGUUCUUCAACGACACAAAUCUGAACAGCACACGAGUUUUCCUCAAGUUCACAUUGGACCUGACCACCAUCUUGGUCUCCACAGCAAUGGGUUGCAUCACCUUCCUGGGGGUGGUCCUCUUCUGUUUCCUGCUGUUGUUCGUGUGGAGCCGGGGACGCGGCCAACGCAAGAACAACUUCACAGUGGAGUACUCUUUCCGGAAAUCAGAACCCGUCACUGGAGGCUCCUCGGGAGGGGCCAGGAAGUUCAACAUGAAGAUGAUAUGAAACAACGCAGCCAGGGGUCCCUCGGGGGAGGCAUGAGCACGUCCUAAAAACGUGUUUGACAUACACAAGCACACACAGCUGUUGACUCGCAAAGAUAUACAAAAGAAUAAAAUAAAGCAUUGUUCAUUCCUGUAUUCCAAUUGGGUGAACACUUGAAAGCCAACUUGAUUUGGAUUGAUUUGUGGCUGAAAACAAAACGACCCUGAUUUCUCUGCCUCUCAGUGCUUUUAUUCAGCUUGUGGUAAAAAUGCAUUUGAAUGAUAAUGAUAAGUCACUACAAUAUUGAUCAUUUUGAAAGAGCUACUAUCUUGUCAUGCUUGCUUGAUAAGUAUAAUUAUAAGAUAUAAGUUUAUAAAUCGGCAUGAUUAUUGAGCUGUGGCAUUGUGGGUAGUCCUUUCUCUCUCCAUUACAAUAAUGAGAAAAUGAAAAACAAUGUCCUGCUUCUUUCAAGUUGCCCUUUAUUGCAUUAUUAACAGUCAGGGAUUUUAAAAGAAAUGUGAUACAGAGAGAAAUGACUACCUCACAGUUACAGCAUUUGUAGCUUUGCUUUGCUAUGAAUCUUUGCAAAAGCAUGUAAAAUUGCAGUUGAGAGUUAAGUUGUUAACCUAUACGUUCAUAUCACUGAAUAAAAAGAAACAGUUUGGUAAGACAGUUUGGAUAUGUUUUCUGUAGUACAUCUGCUGGCCAGUUUUAUCUAUACAGACCACAGCUGAAUCAUGAGGAGGGUUGUGUAGGGUCAAAGACUUCAUAAAGCUUCAACCAAAACAUUACCAUAUAAGAUCUGUUUUGAUAACGAAAGCCUCUACAGCCAGUGGCAUAUGAUCUGGUUACAUAACAUCUAAUAGAGAAGUAACUGAUUUGGAUGAAUCACAUGAAUGAUAAACAUUGGAAAAACAACAACGAAUUUGGCCUUUUAUUCUUUGGGAGAGUUUGCAACAAGGUAAGCUGUGUGAGUUUGGGACGAGUGCACUGGCCGAGAGCUGCCAUGGCUGCCCGUGGCCCAGAGGGUUUGGUUAGGAAGUCAAGCCUACCGGACACGGGCUGCCACGGUAACCCUAGCAACCAACACAAGAGAGGGCAAGGGGGCCGGAUUGGCGGCUGGAGGAGGGCUGUUGGGUAAGGAGAGGUCACCUUGACAUCCUCCUUCCUCGGCCCUCCACCACUAACCCCUCUCAUCCACCUGCCUCUGGUGAUUGCACAAGAGGGUCAGCCUGCCGGCUGCUACCCCCGUCCCCACCCUCUGCUGUGUUGGCGAACACCUGACCUUCACAGGGCUGCCAGGGGGGAGCAGCCUGGAGAGUCGGGACAUACUCAGAGGCACACAGAGAAUACACCAUAAGAAGUACAGGGGUGUUCACGUAAACACACACACACACACAUUCACACUCCUCCAUUGAAGAUAUAUGCUCAGUACCCACUCACCCUUAUAGGACACAAAUGCAGUAACCAGUCCUGCAAAAAUGCAUAGUGACACACUCAUUCUGCAACAUGCACAGCACCUUUUCUCAGGAAAAAGGGAUAUAGCAAGCCUACAAGUGUGAUCAUACAUACAAACAAACACUGUUUACAUUAUAACAUUCCAGCAAUACUGUAUGUAGAACAAUAAAGCCAAACUCGUCGACACUUGUCCAAGAGACAAGAAAUGUAAAUUUUUGAUUGAUGAAACAAAGCCAUAGUAUUAGUACUUAAUCCUUUUUUAUAGCAGUAGUUGCAUGAUUUAGUAGUAUAAUAAUUAUUGCCACUGCCAUAUUACAAGCUGUCAUGAUGAUCACAAAACCAUCUGCUAUAGUUGGGCUUGCCCAAAGUUGCAGCCCCACACAUACACACAAAAACACACACACACGCACAAAGAGGUAUUACCACUUCUAGGUUAUUUACAAUGUGAGUUACAGCAAUAAACAUCAUGGUUACACAGAGAAAGACACAUGACUACAUUAGACACCACAACACAUGUAAAAGUGACUCUUCUCCCUCUGUCUCUGAGGCGGUCAGUGUGCGAAUGUCUCUGCCCCCCUAGCCCAGUGCAUCCCCCCCCCUCACCCCACCCCCUCGCCCCCACUGGGUCCUCCUUUGGGAGGGGUCCCUGGCUGGAGACCACGGAUUCAAAUGUAAAUGAAGUCGUGUUAACCCUACCCACGCCAUGUGCAUCGUAUAGUGGAAAGUACUGUGGUUAAAAAAAAAAAAAAAUAACAGUGUUCUGUUGCUGCUUGGUUGUCUUCUGUUUUUGUUUUUGUUUUUUUUGUUUUUUUAUUUCCUCAGCUGAUGUUCUUGGUGACCUUUGGCUGUUAACCGUUAAAAGUUCCUCGUUGUCUAUGUGGGACUGUUCUGCUCUCAACACCUGAUAAAGUUCCCGUACACUGUGUGUGUGUGUGUGUGUGUGUGUGUGUGUGUGUGUGUGUGUGUGUGUGUGUGUGCGCGCUCGUGUGCGUGUGCAUCAGCUUAAACCAGGCUGAGCAAUGGCUUGACCAGGACAUGAGCCAUAAUCAAAAGCACACUUACCACACUGUGCCAAAGACCUGCACACUGGUUUGGAUUAAUAUGCACCAGGUAAGAGAAAAUUUCAAACUCUCAAAAACUUUGCAAAAGAAGUCUGCAAAUCUCUCUCCUGCUUCUUAUGUGAAGAUGAAUCUGUGUGAAGAUGAAUCGCUGAACGGAUGUUAAAGAUUAAUAAGGCUGAAUGAGAAUAGAUGAAUACUUUGGCCUGGUUUUUAACACAGUCUUUUACAAUCACAGCAGCCAUUUCGGCUGCCAGAGCUCACGGUGUUGAGAGCAGGACGUUGCCCUCAUGGAUGUUUCCUCUUCCUGAGCCGAUCCUUUUGUUCUUCCAUUCCCUCGUACUUUUUCAGUGGAAUCUAGGCUUAGAAGACAGUGAGAAUGUUUGUAGUGACUGUUGAUGGUGUUAUUGUGUAAACAUCAAUCACAAAUGUGAGCGUAGAUGAGGGUGUGUUUCAUUUUUAUUAUCUUCUUCUCCCCCGUCCCCCUUCCUUUCCCUUCAUCCCCCGCCCUGCCUCGCUUUACUUUUCCUGUCCUCUGCACACCUCCGAUCCUUGUUGUCCCUGUUUCACAGUAUUAGGGUGGAAUAUGGUUGUGUGGUAGUAGACACGUGUUCUGUGUGGUAGGUGAAUCAGUGUUGUCGUGUUUUGCUUCGUUGCUCCUUGUGAUGCCAUCAACCAUGGAGCAAAGAUCGGAACAACUUAGAAAAAAAAAAAA